AUGGCGGGAAACAACUACAGCGACGACUUAGUCUACAAUAGCAGGCCUUAUCACGCCCUUUAUAUCUCUGACGAUGAGGGAGAGGAUGACGAUAUUUGCGUCUGGCCCGAAAUGUCUGAUUAUGAUAGUGUCGACGAGCCAUUGGGUGGGCAUUUUCGACAAUUGGAAAUUGAUACCAAAGGACAACAGCCUCAGAACACCAAGGAGCCUCCACUUACCCAUGAUAAUCCCCCUGAGCAGGCAGAGAGCACGGAGAGCAUCGAGGCUCGAGAGGAAAUCGAAAUCCCCAAGACAACGCCAGCCAACACAUCAGUAAAAAGGGCCAAGCAGCCCUCAAGCCAAGUUUGUGCAGGGGGUAUCUCGUCCAGCGAAAUCGAUCCCAAGACAGGCAAGUUGACCGAAGAAGCCUUCCGCGAGCGAGAGAUUCAGUACGCGCUCUCCACCGCACGGAGGAGUCUAACGCACAUGUCGCAAUUCGUGCUCAAGCUCGAGGCCCGCGCAGGCAAGACCACAAAAGAAGGGAUACGGCAAACGCUCGACGCGACCGUGUCAGACAUGCAGUACGACUUCAGCGCGCGCGAAAGCGAUUACAAGACCGAGAUCGAAGCGAUCAAGGACUUGUCGAACGAGCUGUAUCACAGGCUGUACCUCGUCGACAAGCAUUGGCGACGCAUCGCGCGGGACGCGCGCAAGGCUGGGGAACAGGGUUCUGGCAUAAGAAUAUUAAGCGAUACGGCCGUGAAAGAAUGGAUCAGAAGAGAAUUCCACGCCAACUAUCUCGCCGCGGAAGAAACAUGUUUCUACACGGUGCAGGAUCUAGUAUCUCAUCGAUCCUUCUCAGAUUGGGUGUUCUACUUGCGCGAUCUGUGUGGAUUUAAAGAUCACCCGCACGAUGAGCAGAAAUUAGUCGAGCUGGCGUGGCGGUUUCUAGAUCGUAAUCUUCGCGGUAGUAGGCCGGUGAAUCCGACGAGCGUGAGGCAGUUUAUCGCCGAGCUGGAUGAGAAGUGUCGGAGUGGCGUGUGGGAUGGGGUUAAGGAGAACCCGAAGAAGCAGGAGAUGGAUGAUAAGGAUGCGUGGAGGUUGAUGAGGAGGUAUUGGUCGUCGAGGAUGGCGCCUAGUUAGAUGGAGUGUUGGAUUGCUGUCUGUUGUCUUUUCUUAAGAUAUAAGCAGCCUUUUUGUUGUUGUUUUUUUGGUAGAGAAUGUUUAUUUGAUAUACCCAAUUGCAAUGUAAUGUGUCAUGAGAAUGUGCGUUGUUGAAUAGAAAAACCCCCUGGAUCUGCCUUU
This is a messenger RNA of Xylaria bambusicola, 1284 nucleotides long. RefSeq lists its product as uncharacterized. The coding region runs from base 1 to 1122 and encodes 373 amino acids. The record is from RefSeq and is a predicted model, not a curated record. The transcript has a single exon. NCBI's taxonomy places the organism in Eukaryota, Fungi, Ascomycota, Sordariomycetes, Xylariales, Xylariaceae.